Messenger RNA from Cuscuta campestris, 876 nucleotides. NCBI's taxonomy places the organism in Eukaryota, Viridiplantae, Streptophyta, Magnoliopsida, Solanales, Convolvulaceae. The record is from the annotation of a GenBank genome assembly.
ACCCAUGAGAGCAUCAUUGGACUGCAAUGUCCUCAUUUUUUUUAAAUACUCUUUUGAAAUUCAAAAGGGGACAAUUUUUUUGGGAAGCAAAUGAAUAAAAAAAGAGUCAAGAGGAGAGAUUGGUGAGUUGAAUUGGUAGAUCCCCCCCAUAGAAAAAUAAGAAGAAACAAUAAUAAUAAUGGAAGGUCUGAUUCCCCUGGUGUGCAGGAGCAUCAACAGGAGCAGAAAACUCCGGCGGUACGAUUCCCUCCCCUCGGCGGCGGCGGAGGAUGAUCAGAAGGCGGCGGUUGUCGACGCCAAGCGCCACCGGAGGCACGAUUCGUUCCCCGUGGAAUAUUAUUACCCCUGCAGCAGCAGGACUCAUAAGGCUGGAAAACUUGAUAGAUUUGGAAGCCAGAAGAUUUUCUCAUGUUUAAAGCCAAAGGGGGUAUAGCAUCUGACCUGACCCAGGUCGGAUACAACGGGGAACGACCGAUGGUCUGGGAGCAACACGUGCCGAGAAAAUUGAAGCCAAGCCAAAACCUGAACCACCCAAGUGGUUCAACACUACCGGCCAGGGGGGCAUGACUUUGCGGAAGGGAUCCUUAGAUCGCCAGAGCAUUAUAUUCAUUCAAGAAACCACCUUGGUGGUUCUUUGAGACACGUAAUGAGAGCUCAGCGCAUUGGAAGGUAACAAUGUGGAAGCAACCUGCUUUGACUAGAUUCCCCAACAGAUUUACUUAAGCACCAAAUGGAAAAGUUUCAAGAAAUAAGAGACGAACACUACGAGCCAAAAGAAACAGCAGAAGUUGUGCACUGUCACGUGCCAAGCACGUGGUCAGGCAUGGGCACAUGUCAGACUGUCUUCUAAUCCCACUAUAAAUAGACUUGUAACCC